AGGAGCUUUUUAGAGGCAAGCGAAAUCAACGAAGAAUAUGUUGAGUACAGCAGCAAGACAGGCACACAUAUUGGCCAAGAGCCGAGUUCCAGCAGCAAACUUUGGGCUUGCUGCCAGACGUUUUGCGUCUAGCCAGGUGCAGAACGAGGCUUCCAAGGAAGACAAAGCCACAGCAGUCCCAUCACCAGAGGAUCUCGCUAAGGCGUCGCAUUUGCCACAUAUUUCAAACGUGGAGAUGCCUAACAAGGACAUCAACCUCAAGAACAAGCUUGAAAAGCCAGAUUACGAGAAAGAAGGUUAUCAGGUUCCAGAGUGGAAGAAAGCAUUUGGUGAGACAUUUGUCUCUUUGUUUCACAUCGACAUGGACAACGUCCGUGCUGGUACUAUUGGUGGUUCCAAGUACUAUUACAUGUGUAAGGAUCAAGGUCUCCAGUUCACGGACGAGGAAUUGAGCGAAACCGCUGUUUUCUGGUACGAUACCCUCGGGCUUCCACGUACCUUCGCCAUGUGGUUCCAGAUCACCACGCUGCACGUUUGGUUAUUAUUUGUACGUAUGCGUGCUAUGCCUUUCAAGAUGGGGAAGAACUACCAGCAAAAGCUUGUCGACAAGUUGUUCAAGGACAUUGAAAUGCGUUUGAGCGAGGAGAUGAAUGUCUUGAGUGGACAGAUCAGAGACUCGUACAUGAAGGAUUUCCAUUCCCAAAUGUUGGGGAUGAUUUUUUCCUUGGACGAAGCUUUUGCACAGAAAAGCGAUGACGUUUUGGCCGCUGCUGUGUGGAGAAACGUGUUUAACGGUGACAAGAAUAUCGAUAUUGUCAAACUAGAGGCCGUGGUCAGAUACAUCAGAAUGCAGCUCUACGUUUUGGACAGUAUUAGUGACCGUGCUUUCGGGUUCGGAGACUUCGAAUUUGUCGGUCCUAAUGAGACUGUCGAUUUACUCACUGCCGAAGAUAAGGCACAAUUAUUGAAAAUGACCAAAAUGAAGUUCGAACCUGAGGACGGCAAGACUUUGCCUUCCCAGAAAUCGAAGUUAUCUCUAGAUGAGUAAACCCGUUUCCUAACCUCUAGUCAUGUAUACUCUUCUCAUCCCAUUACUGCCAUGUUUAUAGCUUUAAAACGUAAAAAAAACGUGUUAACCUCCCUAUCGACUUGUAUCUUUCUUAAUUCAUGACAGACCGAGA
Pichia membranifaciens NRRL Y-2026 is the source of this 1181-nucleotide messenger RNA. RefSeq lists its product as hypothetical. Gene Ontology annotation, biological process: mitochondrial respiratory chain complex III assembly. NCBI's taxonomy places the organism in Eukaryota, Fungi, Ascomycota, Pichiomycetes, Pichiales, Pichiaceae. The transcript has a single exon. Gene Ontology annotation, cellular component: mitochondrion. The record is from RefSeq and is a predicted model, not a curated record. The coding region runs from base 38 to 1048 and encodes 336 amino acids.